AUGUUAGCAAAGAGAAGGCAGAAAUCAAGUAAAGCAUGCUCCUUCUGUAGGCGCAGAAAGAUAAAGUGUGAUAUGGGGCAGCCCUGUUCUAGUUGUAUGAAGUACGGUUGUCUAGAUUGCAACUAUGACUCUCUGAAAACGAUGAGAAUGACUGAAGAAGAAGCUACCGAGAACCGUCGUGAAAAGGUGGAGUUCGAGAUAUCUAUGCUUGAAAAGCGAAUAAGCGAGCUUCGAAGCUCAGUUAGUGAUGAUAAUGAAACGAUAAGUUGUAGCAACUGCUCUAUGACUCCAGAUGUUUCCUUAGGUAUGACCAUCCACAGACAGCUGAUUUUAAAAUUGCCAGAAAAUGAUGUUAUCAAUUUUUACGACGGAUAUUUCUCAAACGAGAUGGAGCAAUCACGAAUAAGUGGAAAGGGUCCGUUGUCGUGGUUUUCUUUAAUGAAAAUUGAUUUGUAUUUAAGUACUGCCUGGUUACGUUUAGUAGAAACUGAAGACUUGAAGCAUAUUAUAUUGGAAGGAAAGAAUACCUCAAAGCUCAAAGGAAAACAAAUAAUGCAACUGUUCCCAAUUGAUUCACAUACAAACUACAAAGGACAACUUAUUUCUUCUUUUUCAUCUGAAGAUUCACAUGAUUGCUCUCAGUCCGAUAGAUCAUGGACCGGAGCGUCUGAUUGUGAAGUGGAUAUGGAACUAAUUAACAAAAUUCAAAGCGUUAUCCCUAAAAUGGGAGUUAUAAAGUUGUUAGUUGAUAGGUUUUUCAGUCAUAUAAAUGGUAUGUGCUCUGUAUUUAUAGAAGCAAGCUUUCGAGAGAGAAUCAAAAGCUUAUUAGGGCAGGUUUGCAAUGAUGAUACAAUACCAAAGAUCAUGGUGCGAACUAGAAGGGACUUAGUUUAUAUGGGUUCACUUCUAGUCGCUUUGAGGUUCUCAUACUUGUCAUUGUUCACAUGCACUGGGGAAAUUCACGCAUAUGAAACUUCAGAUAGUGAACGACGCCAACAACUAAUAUAUAUGAUUGGACAGCCAAUCACUUUGGAUUUAAUUGAGGUAGCCCGGAGCUGUCUAGAUCAAUUUGAUUUAUCGAAGGAGAUUGAUCUUGCAAUAUUUCAGUUUGUUCUUUUAACCAGAAUUUAUGAACAGCAUGCCCCUGAAGUGAGUGAUGUUAUAGAUAAAGGAAAGUCACAGAUAAAUUUAUCUACAUUGUUUGAGCUAGCAUUUUCAUUAGGACUUGAAAGGGAUCCUCGAAAUACCGACAUCUUCAGCCAUGAGAGUGAGGUAGAGUUGAGAAGAAAGCUUUGGUUUCUCUUACUUAUUUUAGAUGUGAAUGGCACCAUGUCAAAUGGCUCUCCUCUUAAUUGCAGCAAGUUUUCCUUUGAUACACAUCUACCAAAUUUGUCAGAUUUUAAUGUUAAACAUGGUAAUUCAUCGAGGCGAGCUUCACGUUUGGACUCAUAUUCCCAUUUUGAAUAUUUGUUCUCUCUUAUACGACUUAUAACCGAUGUAAGAGGUGUCAAGGCAAGUCAAAUAACAGAAGAAAUCUCCUCUAGAGAGAGGGCAUUUCCUAACUACGAUCGUAUAAGAGAACUGAUCUAUUCUAGUCCUCUAGUUGGCGAGCCGCUGUUCAAAAACACGGUGAUUGUGGAAAUUUAUCUGCGAGGAAGUGCAUUUUUGCUAACCAUAUUCUUCCAUUUUUUCAUUCAUUUCGAAAGGAAAAGAAAUGAAAGUUUUUGCAGUUUCUAUUUCAAAAGAGUUGUUAUCAAGAUAAGAGGUUUCUUGGAAGCAGUACACGAUUUGGUAGAGAACAAUCAUAUCAUCUUCGAACAUUCCUCAGAUCUUUUGGCAAUUCCAUCAAUUCAAUUAUUAAUUCAUAAGUGUCUUAUAUGCUUGUCUGCAAUAAUAAUUAGAAUCAAUUUAAUGAUCCGAAGAAACAGUCAUAAUCAUAGGAAGAAUCUAGUCGAUACUAAGUACAAUCUUCAAUAUGAGAAGAAUUUAGAAACAUUUAGUAAGUUGCUUCAAGACUGUUAUCAGUCCUUUUUGGGAAUAGCCCAGAAAGUAGGUCAUAAGAAUUAUUAUUCAUCUGUCAUUGAUACAAUCCAGCAGGGAGUAUUGGAUACUAUUAAUUCACAAGAUUUCUGUAAGCCUUUAACUUGGGGAACAACAUUCAUAAACAUACCAAACGAACAGCUUACUGAAUUAUGUCAAGAAUUUGCAAAAACUUUGGAAACUGUUGAAACGACGAAUAGUACUAAAGUUGCAAACAAUUCUUCUGUCGAAGAAACUGGAGUGUUGGACGAGUUUACUGAUCCUAAUAACUUCACAGGCAAUACAGGCAUGAACGAGUUUUCAAAUAUGGACUACGAAGAUACAUAUGCGAAACAACUUGAUCCACUUUUUAGUGAUUUUACUACGUUAGCUGGAGAUGUUCUAGAGCCUUCCAUUUUCCCUCUGAGUCUUGCCGUAUCUGAAUUUAAUGAUUUAUAA
Molecule: messenger RNA, 2478 nt
Organism: Priceomyces carsonii
Lineage: Eukaryota; Fungi; Ascomycota; Pichiomycetes; Serinales; Debaryomycetaceae
Exons: 1
Coding region: 1-2478 (825 amino acids)
Biological process (GO): DNA-templated transcription; regulation of DNA-templated transcription
Molecular function (GO): DNA binding; zinc ion binding; DNA-binding transcription factor activity, RNA polymerase II-specific
Source: RefSeq, a predicted model, not a curated record